This is a messenger RNA of Hemiscyllium ocellatum (epaulette shark), 600 nucleotides long. Its product is annotated as prolactin-like. Gene Ontology annotation, cellular component: extracellular region. The transcript has 4 exons. Gene Ontology annotation, biological process: response to nutrient levels; positive regulation of cell population proliferation; positive regulation of receptor signaling pathway via JAK-STAT. Bases 1 to 600 code for a protein of 199 amino acids. The record is from RefSeq and is a predicted model, not a curated record. Gene Ontology annotation, molecular function: hormone activity. NCBI's taxonomy places the organism in Eukaryota, Metazoa, Chordata, Chondrichthyes, Orectolobiformes, Hemiscylliidae.
AUGGCUACUCCCAUUUGUGCCAACGAGGGUGGUGAAUGCCGGACAAUAUCUGUAAGUGAAUUGUUUCACCGUGCUGGUGAGAUCUCCCACCAGAUCCAUGCGCUCUCCACGGAAGCGUACAAUGAAUUUAACCAGCAUUUUAUUCAAGGUCAACAUCUUAACUUCAGCAUUAUCAAUAGCUGCCACACCUCCUCUAUAGUGACCCCUCAGAACAAGGAAGAUGCAUUACGUACACCUCACAAACGUCUGCUGAGCCUUGUUAUUGCUAUUCUACGCUCCUGGCAAGAUCCUCUACAGUAUGUGAUCUCUGAAUUCAGUGCCACCCAUGGGAAUACCAGCUCUAUACUGAGUAAAUCAGUGAAGAUUGUCAAACAAAUGAAGCGACUCGCCAAAGGAUUGAAUAAGAUAAGUGAGCAGGUUGGACAGCACAGUGGAGCCAUUGAGCAGACUGUGCCAUGGGAACAGCCUUUAGAUGAAGAUGGAGACUCACUCAUAUCGCAACUGUACAAUCUCCUGCACUGCUUCAGGCGAGACACAAAUAAAAUUGACACUUACCUUAAACUGCUGAAAUGUAGAUUCACCCAGAAAUUGAAAUGCUGA